CCUCGUUCCGUCGUCUCACUCAUUGCUGUCCUUUCCGAUCACCCCGCGACGGCCCUUUGCGCUCAUUUUGGAGGCUUCGCUCAUACGAGAGCCAGCCGAUAGGCUUCUUAAUACGUCAAUCAUCGACCGUCGACUGCAACUGGCGAACUUCUGGUGAAGUGUUGCUCUCGACACACGUCUACGACUACGAUUACGUCCAGGCCCAGGCUUCCCCCCCCCCCCAAUUGCCGAUUCGGCGAUAAGAUAGCGACGACAAUUCCGUCACGAUGGCAUCCUCUCUCGAUCUCGACAACCUCGACUAUGUGCAUCUCAUACCCUACAAUGGUUCUGGUCCCACAGGAGGAGAUUCUCUCACGGAGGAUCUGAACAUUUGGUAUGAGACUGGUGACAUUGGAUGGAUGAUCACAGCCACCGCGCUGGUGUUGCUUAUGAUUCCUGGCGUCGGUUUCUUCUAUUCUGGACUGGCGAGGAGAAAGUCAGCGCUUUCUCUCAUCUGGCUUUCCGUCAUGGCGACGGCUGUCACCAGUUUCCAAUGGUUCUUCUGGGGCUACUCACUAACAUUCUCGCACUCCGCUGGUGCGUUUAUUGGAGACCUGUCAAAUUUCGGAUUCAAGGACGUCCUCGGCCGUCCCUCUGUUGGCUCGAGCCGCCUUCCUGAUCUUCUCUUCGCUAUCUACCAGGGCAUGUUCUCCUGCAUCACCGUUGCCCUUGCGACUGGAGCUGUUGCUGAGCGUGGCCGCAUGCUCCCUUGCGUCAUCUUCAUGUUUAUCUGGGCGACCGUCAUUUACGACCCGAUUGCCUGCUGGACGUGGAACCCUAGUGGAUGGUCCAACAAGAUGGGCGGUCUCGACUUUGCUGGAGGUACACCCGUGCACAUCGCGUCUGGCACAGCCGCCCUCGCCUACUCGAUGAUGUUGGGCAAGCGUCGUGGUCACGGUACCCACGAGCUCAACUACCGACCUCACAACGUCACCCACAUUGUCAUCGGCACCGUCUUCCUUUGGGUCGGCUGGUUCGGUUUCAACGCUGGCUCGGCUCUCUCUGCCAACCUUCGCGCUGUCCUUGCCGCCGUUGUCACGAACCUGGCUGCCUGUGUCGGUGGCAUCACUUGGUGCGUGUUGGAUUACAGGCUGGAACGCAAGUGGUCUACUGUGGGCUUCUGCUCUGGUGUUGUUGCUGGCCUGGUCUCCAUCACCCCGGGAUCCGGAUACGUCCCUGUCUGGGCUGCCGUUCCUUUCGGUAUUCUCGGUGCAGCCUUCGCCAACUACGCGACUAAGCUCAAGUUCAUCCUCAGAAUCGACGACGCUCUUGACAUCUUUGCCGUUCACGGCAUUGGCGGUCUCGUGGGCAACAUCUGCACCGCUUUCUUUGCCGCCAACUACAUUGCUCACCUUGACGGUGUUUCCGAGAUUGACGGAGGCUGGAUUAACCACAACUGGAUCCAGCUCGGAUACCAGUUGGCCGAUUCUUUCAGCGGUGGCGCUUACUCCUUUGUUGGCACCUGCACCAUCCUCUUCAUCAUGAACAUGAUUCCCGGUCUUCGUCUCCGUGCCACCGAAGAGGCAGAGAUUCUGGGUAUCGACGAUGCCGAAAUCGGCGAGUUCGCCUACGAUUACGUUGAGCUCACAAGAGAGGUGCUCAACGACAUGGAUAACGAGGCUGCCAGCCGCUACUCCAACGAUAUGGCUUCUUUCCAGCCGAUGGAGAAGAACAACAGCAUUCCCUUGAUGGACGCCCGCAACUUUGCCGGGUCAUCACAGCAAUAUCCCUCACAAUUCGGACACGCUCAAUAAAGCGCGAUGAGUACGAGUUUCACACAACACUUACGACCCAUCGCCCUUCCUCGGCAGUCUACCCUGCACAAGCUCUUAGUUCGACACGGCCCCGCUGUUUAUAACGACACCAUAAUCAGCUCAAGGCACUGUCGCUGGUCCAACUAAGCAAAGCCUUAGCUUGCAAUUGCCGAGCCAGGCGAGCCGCAGAGCCGGGUGACAGCUGUGUACGAUACGGUGGCAGAGCGAAACGUCAAUGUCUCGGAGAAUGAGGACACGAGGAAAAUGUUAUUGUAUAUACUAGUUGGAUUUAAAGCUACGGUGAUACCAUGGGAAGCGAAGAAUGAGAUGGUCUACCCUCGACCGUCUGUACUUGUAAUUACGUAUAAAAAGCCAGACAGACCCGCCACGAUUUUGGGUUAUCUCUUUCGUCCUAUAGACCAGGAUUUCAAACAUAAUUUUUUUUA
Colletotrichum phormii is the source of this 2239-nucleotide messenger RNA. RefSeq names its product ammonium transporter. Gene Ontology annotation, molecular function: ammonium channel activity. The record is from RefSeq and is a predicted model, not a curated record. Gene Ontology annotation, cellular component: plasma membrane. Gene Ontology annotation, biological process: ammonium transmembrane transport. Bases 267 to 1793 code for a protein of 508 amino acids. Lineage: Eukaryota; Fungi; Ascomycota; Sordariomycetes; Glomerellales; Glomerellaceae. The transcript has 4 exons.